AUGAGGGGUCUAAAGACGCAUCAGACGACAACGCAGCAAGAACCUCAGGCUCUGGGAACACAAACACGUUUACUACGAUCAACAAUAGUAAAGUUCGAUGAUGUUGAUACACCACCAGACGUCAAUACACGCACCGCGGGGUUCAGUGGCAAAGUCCGGGCUUGCCUAGACUUCCAGCAGAUUACUGACAAAGAUGCUUCAGCAGGCACCGUUACAGCAACCUCGGGUUGUGCUGGUACUAUCAACCCGCCUGAAGUCAAUGCUACAAUCUCGGGUCCUGGAAAUGCAGAUACACCUUCAGUUGCUGUUUCUGAAGGCUCGGGCGACGACGGCAAUGAGCCGGGCUUCGGUGCAUUACGAGUCCACUACAGAGGGGAUGAUAUCGGCUUCGCCGGUACUGCUGCCUCAUCGCCUAUUGAGACGGUUGUGUCGUGUCCCAGAACUGUCACAGGGUUGUCUUCUGACAACACAACUGAUUCGUGUGAGGCGCGUGAUUUCAGGCACAUUCCAGCAGAAUCAUCGUCUGACAAUGCAUCCAACUCCUCUACCGGUAUUCACACUCAGGCAUCUCCUGACACUCCAAACGGCUCGUGUACUGCCAAGGUGGCUCAUCUAUCUCCUGUUAGAGUGGCUGUGUUGUCCACUGCCAACACGUCAAAGGACAAGAGGAGGUUGAGACCAAACUUCAAUCUCGAGAGCAACGUGAACCGCGCUUUGGACGAUAUCAGCAAUGCUGAAAACCAAGUGUCAGACGCCAAGGCAAGCGUAGAUGCUUAG
Fusarium subglutinans is the source of this 777-nucleotide messenger RNA. RefSeq lists its product as uncharacterized. The transcript is spliced from 6 exons. NCBI's taxonomy places the organism in Eukaryota, Fungi, Ascomycota, Sordariomycetes, Hypocreales, Nectriaceae. Bases 1 to 777 code for a protein of 258 amino acids. The record is from RefSeq and is a predicted model, not a curated record.